Messenger RNA from Stegodyphus dumicola, 943 nucleotides. RefSeq names its product mitochondrial translation initiation factor 3 (gene mIF3). Lineage: Eukaryota; Metazoa; Arthropoda; Arachnida; Araneae; Eresidae. Gene Ontology annotation, cellular component: mitochondrion. Gene Ontology annotation, biological process: ribosome disassembly; mitochondrial translational initiation. The record is from RefSeq and is a predicted model, not a curated record. Gene Ontology annotation, molecular function: ribosome binding; translation initiation factor activity.
CAGCUUUUCAUAAUGUUUAUUUACUUUAAUAGUGUGAUAGUAUAUUAAAGAACCUUGGUGUGAUUGUUAGGAGUAUUUCAUUUAUUAUUUAUUGUUGGUAGUUAGAGAGAAGAUCAGAAUCAUUAUUCUGUUCCGAUUCAUAAUUUUAGAACAACUGAUUGUAGGUGAAUACAAAGGAAAUAAUAUAUUUAAAACGGGCUUAGAACUAAUUAAAAUAUAUUUGUUGUCUGUAAUAAUAUUUAGAUCAUAGGAUGUUCAGAAUUGCGGAGUCUUAUCGUAAAUUGACUUUUAUAACUCGUAAUAUACAUUUUUUUCGUCCUCUCCAGUGCGAGAAGAAUACACCUAAAAGAAAAGUGAAAGAAACUGUUGAAUUAGUGACAUUGGUUGAUCAGGAUGAUAAAAUAUUAGGUUUAAAACCUAAACCUGAAACUGAAAAACUAGCAAGAAAACAUAAUCUUUCAUUGGUGAGGGUAUAUGAUACAAAAUUUGGUAAAAUGUAUCCUGCUUACAAGUUAAUAUCCAGUGCUGAUGUGCUGAAGCAAGAAAAGAAAACAUCUAAUGCUAAAGUUCUAAAAAAACUACCAAUUAAUGGUCGAAUAGCAGAUCAUGAUCUGACCACGAAGAUAAAGACUAUACAAAGAUGGAUUUCUAAAAACUGCGAAGUCCAUGUUGCUAUAACUUCAGGAAAUAAUGAAUCACAAGACUUAAGGAAAAAAGUAUUUGAAAAAUUGCAAAAUGAACUGAAAAAUGAAUGCCGAAUCUUAGAUGUUCGACAAAAGGAAGAUGCUCUUAAGUGUAUAAUAAUACCUCCUAAAGUACCUCCUGCACCCAAAUCACCACCGGAAAAUGACAAAAAUGUAAAAACUGCAACCCAGCAAAAUGAAUAAUGAAAAAAGUGAUAUGUUUGAUAUGACUUUCAAAAAAUAAUUAUAUAACACCCAAA